UCUGCCGCGGGAGGGCGCCGCCGACGCCCGUCGCGUUCCGAACCACGCACGUGCUUACCCUAGUACAACGUUAUCGUGUAUCGGUGUGAGUGACUGCCCGUUGAAUUAUUCCGUGUCAAUACGCCUCCGCCUCCGCCGGUGCGAUGCGUGUCUAGCAUACGUAUCGCACGAUUGGCUGUCGUGUGUAAAUGAAUAUGUUUGUUCUUGGGCAUUAUUGUUGUUCCCGAGGGAUCGGCGGCGAUUGAUAUCGCUCACGGAUGUGUUCGACGGUCGAAAAUGGGUUAAUUGAGCUUUGGAAAUGUCGCUCAAAGUGAAAGACGGUUCCGAUUCUGCCUGACUCUAUUCAUGUGAAGGAUGAAGGAAUAGUGAUACGAAAAUGGAUGACAGUUCACCGGAUCUGUCGCUGAAACUGCGACGGGGGUCGAGCGACUCUCGGGAGUCCUUUUAUAUGGACUUUGCGCAAGGUAUCGACUCGGACAUCGAAGAGGUGACUACGAUUGAGCGCGUGAUCCCUGAGCACCCGGGGGGCCGGACGGAGGGCGAUGCUGAUACGCUGGCGACGCCGUCUGGUCUCGAAGAGGCCAAGGAGCUGGGGCAAUGUUGCUACUCAAUCCCAGCCAACAACAUGUCAGGAGGCUCUCACGUCUCCCGCGCCACAUUCGGCGGAGCUGACUCCGAGAUAUCUGGCGGCAGUGCUCCUCCACUUCCGAGUCCUGCCUCCGCGGGGGCUGCGCUGGUGUCCCCAGAGACGCUAAGCCGCCACAGUAGCCCUCCGCCCCUGCCACCGCACCCGUCUCACCAGCAACCGGCACCUUCUUGUUCUUCACAUCGCGUGCAUCUGGAGUCACCGAUGAGAUUAUCAAGUCCACCAUCCAUGUCUCUGGGCGGGUCACUGUCUCUGCAGCCGGUGCUGUACGGGCCGAGUGGGGCUGCGCACGCGCCGCUGCCACCGUCCAGGAGACUCUCCCGACCUUCGGCCGCUAUACAGCAUAUGCACGUUAUAAGCGCGAGCGAUGCGUUAGCAACAACCCUGUCGGCACUCUAUGGCAAGCUGCUCGUGGUUAUGGGUAUAGCUUUCCCCAUGGCUGAGGUCAUCUCCACAUACAUUCCACCCUCCUUCUACGAGGGUUUCUACCUAUACCUGUACAUCGGCAGCAUGGUGUUCCUUCUCUACAUGUAUGCUGCGCUCGCGAGGGAUAGAUCUAAAUCUUCGGCUGCAGAUACUGCUGUGGUUGCAAAAUCAGAUUCCAGCUCGUCCCCCUCAGAGUCCGACUCGUGUUCCUCUCGCACGGAGCGCAGCACAGCCACCACAGCACACAUACCACCUCAGCUGGCUGCCAAACGACUGUCUCUGGGCUUCGCGUUAGCAACCAGAACCCAUCAUUAUGGCAGCUUCUAUUUGAGGAUGGGGGCCGUUGCAUUCGGCAUCGGCUCUAUGAUCUACUCGGGCCUAGAAUUCGGCCAGUAUUGGGAGCUGGAGAGGAACACCAACUGUCACAAUGUCCUGCUGGCGCUGACUCCGGCCACCAGGAUGGCGUUUAUCUUCAUACAGAUGUACUUCAUCUUUCUGAACAAUGAGAUGAAAGUUUACAAGCACAAGAUAGUAGCGCGGUUCGGUCUGAUGCACAUGGUGGGGACGAACCUCAGUGUGUGGCUGAAUGUCCUCGUUCAAGAGACGAAGCACGAAAUCCUGACGUUCUACGAUCCCGAGAACAAGACUAUUGGACUGUCGCAUAGACUUGCAUUCCAAAAGGCGUUCGCAUCAUUUUCGACCGACGUGCCACCGUCUCACCCAGCUGCCGCUCACCUGCGCGUACCUAGAGGACUUAAAGGCCCUCACCAUAUCUUCGAGUGCCGUCGAACCAACAUCAUGGGCUCCCUCGUUCAGGACGCCUCUCCGUUCCUCUUCCCUUGCACCAUCGAGUAUUCUCUCAUCUGUGCUGCAAUCCUCUAUGUCAUGUGGAAGAAUAUCUCCAAGUACCCGUCGAAGGAUGUAGCAGCGGCUAUUGUAAAAGCACGUAUAUUAGAAGGUCUGGCCUACAAGAAAUCCCCACAUUUGUACAGCGUUGACUGUGCAAGAGCUCACAAAGGCCUCUUCUUCGGAAUAUUAGUUUUGGUACUAACUAUAAUAUCGUUGAUAUUGUUCUUCGUAUUAGUAUCAAAGAAAGAUUACGCGACUCUAGCAGUCGUUGAAGUCAAUGUUUGUGAAUUGGCUUUGUAUGCAAUGACAACAUUUGCUAGUUUAGCCGGAAUGGUCUGUGUAAGGAAACUGAAGUAUGAUGGUAACCGAAACCUUGAACUGGACAACAUUCUUCUCGUAGGAGCUCAAACUGGAAUGUUCAUCUAUGGCACAUUCACUAUUAUUGGUGGACAUUUCACGAUAGAGAAGAACACAAUACUAAUAUUGAUUACUGCUCUGUCGUCUUUAAUCCAGACUACCUGUCAAACCAUGUUCAUUCUCGAUGCGAGCCGAAGGUCAGCGAAAACGGCUGAACAGUUACGAAAGAAGCCUGGGAGAGAGAUAGUGACUUUCCUAUUGGUGACCAACUUGGCUAUGUGGGCGAUAAAUACUCUUGAAAAAUCUAGAGCGGAAUCUCAUCCAGUCCAGCUUCACUUCUACGGUUUAUGGGCGUGGACGAUCAUAACCCACGUGUCGAUGCCUCUGGCUAUCUUCUACAGGUUCCACUCAACGGUGUGUUUGUGCGAGAUAUGGAAACGGGCGUACAAGAUGAAGCCCGCUUACAUGUAGCGACCGGCUCGGAGGUACUGGAGCACAGCACUGUCUUUCAGAAUGUGAACUGUGGUACUUUCGGAAUCAUACUCGUAGACAAGUGGUAGUUGGAUGUUAGUGCCAUAGUCUCAGAUAAUCUGUGGAAACCGCUGCAGUAGUUAGAGGAUCAUAACUCAUACAGUAUCCUACCUACUCAUUAGAUGUAGAUCGGGUUUCAUCUCUCCGGUUUCCACAUUAACCGCAUCGUUUGAAAGUUGACUGCUGUAAUGUUAAGUUAUUGUAUUAAAAUAUUUUAAUGUGUUAUUUAUUUGUAGCUUUAUUAUACGCUUUAACUAUCAUAGCGGAACUGAUACGUUGAGUCGCAGUAUUUCACAAUUAAACGGGUUGGAUUUUAUUGAUUUUAGCGCUUUAUAUUUAGAUGUUAAUUUUUCAGCAAGUUUUAGUGUUAAAUGUAUUGUUAAUAUUAUAUGUGAACCUAUUAAUGGAUAAGUUAUGUGUUCAUAUUUUCAUCUUGUUUACAUAGCUGUAUGUAGAUGUAGGUAGUGUGUAAGUAUUAGUAGAGUCUGUAUACCACAUUCCACUUUAUAGUAAUCUCUCAAUUGCCGAGGCAUAAUGAUUAUAUUCACGCACUUUGAUUCAAAAUGAAUGUCUUCCAUUAGGUUACGUUGUUUUAUACGAUUUGUUUUACAAUAUUUAUUCUUUUUCUGCUAACAUACAGCUACAUAUGCAACAUGCUGCAUACAGCGUGUAUUAUUCCAUAGUACAGAGGGAACAAUAAAUUCUAUCGACCUAUUGAUAUUUUUUUGAGGAAUUUUGACAUAAAAACAAUACAUUGGUUAUGAUAAUAAAGUACUUUUUACUAUGAAACGCGUAAUAGUCUGAGCAGAUAUUAGAGAUUUUGUAGCGGAUAUUUUUGUGACGAAAAUGUAGUAGUGUCAGUAAUUUUGGAUACAUUUAUAUCUAUGUAGUAGCAAUACCAUGGACCCAGUAGUUAGGCAAAAUGUAACACCAAAGUCGUAAGAAUAAGAAAUUUUUGGAGCUUAUAACGUGAGUAGUCCAUUAAAUAUUCGUAAUACAAUAAUGUUCGCCAAAUGGAUGGUAAUAGAUGAGUUGCAUGACGUUCGAUAGUCUAUAGACAUAGACUUAGUGAUUUCGUCCACUUCUUAUGAAUAUUUCAAUAGGUUUUCAAAGACAUUUACGAUGAUUUUGUAUAAAUAUUUUCCUUUUAUAUUAUUUAUUAGAUAUUUGAGCUGAUGAGAUGUAUUCAUCAAAGACUAUCUUUAUAGAUUUUUAUAAAUAUUUUAUUGUACACUGAUUUUUAGACGCAUAAUCUUAUGAUGUUGACACGCCUGAUGCAGCAGUUUCUGAUAUUUCACAUAAUAUUGAUAUAAAACAAACUUUGAUAUUCAACCUUUGUUGAUCAGUUGUUGAUUGCUCAAGUAUUGUAUGUAAUUUGCUUAUUUAGAAUUACAUAAAUAUUUUAUCUGGAAGUACUUUUGAUAGACAAAGAACGUUUCUACUUCUUGCUUGCGUUAGAAAAAAUAAUAAUUAGUUUUGAAGGCUCUAUAUAAAUAUUUCAGGAAUACAAAAAAGUUGCCAUACUUUUUUUACUACUGACUUGGAAAGAUUUUUAUUUAGAAAUUGUAUCUAAAGUACUUUUUCAAGUAGUUUGUUGAAUGUUGUAUGAUAUAAUAUUGUUUCACUCAAACUAAAUAUUGCUUCGCAUAAUAAGUCGUAGUUUCUGAUUAAUAUUUCAGGAAACGAAACAAAUAAUUUUGAAGCCUUUUGUAUAUUAGUGUUAGAGUCCUUUAUACUUUUUAUAUAAUAUAUUGUGUACCUAGCGUCAAGUAUGUCCUAGGUGCAUAUUUUAAGUACAUUGAAUACUCAACAAGAAAUUUUUAGCUUUAAAUAAUAAAUGUGACAUACCAAAUUUAUACCUACUUAUAAAUUAUUGUAGAAUAGGAGCGAAUGAUGCGAUACGGUGUACCUAUUUUGGAGGAACUAAACAAUAUUUUUUUUAAAGAAACAUUGAGUAUAACCGCAUUUUAUUGUAGAUCUAUUUUGAUUUUUCUCAGGAGUAAAGAUUCCAUGUGAAGGUAUAUACAUAGAAGUAUAUAUUAUGAAACUUUUCUUUCAAAUUGAAUAAUAGUUAAUGAAUUUGUCAUAUUUUAUGAGAGCUGUAUUUUCACAGUAGUAAAACAUGCAUAUACAUUUUAAAACUUGAAAUAAAUACUCAUUUUUUCAUAUUUAUUUUGCUUAGAUAGCGGUGUAGCAGAAUAGACCAGAUAUUGCUCGCAUUUUGAUAUUUAAAUGUACAAUUUUAGAACAGUGUCUAUAUUUCUAGCAGUUAAAAUCUUAUGAUCGUGUAAUAACGCCUAUUUAAAAUAAAAUCACCCACAACACCAACAAAGGUAUGUAAAAAGUAAAAUAACUGUGUAGAGUAAGGUACAUAAUUAUAUACUUGUUUUAAUUUAUAUUUAGGAUAGUUAUUUGUCAUUUUCACCCAUUAUACCAAAUAUUCGUUGAAAUAUCCUUUAUGUUAAGACGGACAGCGGCAUUUUGUAUCAUUUUUUCCCCAAAUUAUGACAUGCCUUCGAACUCAUAUAAUUAUUUUAAAUUAAAAUAGUCCUCAAAAAUAAAAUUUUUAUCAUUGGUAUUUUUUCCAUGCGUUAACUUCUUUCGUUCUUAAAUUCAAGGAACUUAUAAUUUGUGGGAAAUCAGAUUCAAAUGUCAUUUUGUAUAAAUAAAAUAGUGAUACUAGAGUAUUGUUUUUAAUUAUAUAUUUGCUAUUUAUUUGUUUAGGAGAAACUGUGAAUAGUUUGGGAUAGCGGUAAGAUUGUCUCCUUGGAUGUUUAACGUUUACAAACAAAUAAAACUUUCUCGAAAUUAUCCUGAA
Molecule: messenger RNA, 5627 nt
Organism: Helicoverpa zea (corn earworm)
Lineage: Eukaryota; Metazoa; Arthropoda; Insecta; Lepidoptera; Noctuidae
Product: proton channel OtopLc
Exons: 10
Coding region: 377-2749 (790 amino acids)
Biological process (GO): proton transmembrane transport
Cellular component (GO): membrane
Molecular function (GO): proton channel activity
Source: RefSeq, a predicted model, not a curated record